AACCAGCAAAUAGGUUUAUUGCGUUCGUAACAAGUAGGACCUCGCUCUGUACUGGAUUUCCAGUUCCUUCACUGGAAGGAGACAAAAACCCGAUACAAAACCCUCACAGACACAGAGAGGUGCAGAGAAAUAAAAACCUUUCUUGUUCGCCAAUUAUACAAUUAGAGACUAAGUUGAUGGCAUUUAUCAGCGAACUGGAUUAUUUUUAAAGAUUAUAGAUUAUAAUCUAUAUAGUGUGUAUCUAUUGGUUGAGGAUCACCGUCCAUGGCUCUCCCUCUCGGCAAGAUAACCAUCAUUGUUGGUGCAGGUCUUAUCGGCUCAGUCCUAGCAAAAGAAGGGCGCUUUUCUAAUGUUUCUGACCUGGUUUCGGGUGCAUUCAAGAUUGCUUAUAAGCAAAUUAGGCGAGAUGAUUCUACUUCAUCAGUUAGCAAGCCACAUAAUGACUUGUUGAUGGCUCAGGUUAACAGUCUUCGCCAAGAGCUGCAGAUGUUAGCAUCAAGCAGACCACUUACAAUUGUUACUGGAAGUGGGACAGGUGGCAAUAAAUAUGGCAUAAUUGUUGUUGUGGUUGUAGCUGGAUAUGGCUAUGUUUGGUGGAAGGGCUGGAAACUUCCAGACAUGAUGUUUGCAACAAGACGAAGUUUAUCUGAUGCUUGUGCUUCUGUAGCCCAACAACUUGAAAAUGUUUAUGCAUCAAUCAGGAGUACCAGGAGGCAAUUAUCUUCAAAUAUUGAUCGUGUAGAUACUAAUUUAAAUGAAGUUGCUGCUCUCACUGCUGAUACACAUGAGAAGGUUGUGGGACUGUUGGGAAAUUCAGAAAUGAUAGAUGAUAAGGUUAAGAAUGUUCGUGAUGCUGUUGAAACACUGGGAGAAAAAAUCAAAACAAUUGAAGACAAGCAGAUGACGACACUAAGUGGAGUAAAGAGGUUGGUUGAUGUUGCAAUCAAUUUGCAAAAUUUGUCACUCGAAGAGAACACUCAGGCUUCAUCAUCCAGUUCUCGAAUUGCAUUCUCACCAAAGGAGGCUUUGCCUGCUCCAUCCAGUGAACCAACUUCUCCAUCUAUUUCCAGUGGAGCAAUUGAGGUUCAGCAGUCAUUCCAAAAUGCUGCAUUAUCUACACCCCAGCAGAUGAGUAAUGGGAUUUCAAGAGUAGUUUCAGUUUCAAGCGCUUCUGGGCUUUCUGAGGGGAUCCGUACUCUAAGUGAAACAAACAAUGGCUCUUCAGGUUGGUUCAGAUCAUUUCUUCCAAGAACUUACAGUGCGACAAAUGCUGUGUCUCGGCAAACAAGUAGCAGACAAUGAUCUUGAUGAAAUUUUGCUUUGAAGAACAAUACUUUUAUGCGGUAAUUAGUUGUAUAGUGGGAGGUCUUCCAAGGCUUGUUGUGACUGGCCUUGGUCUGUCCCCAGCUAUAUGGACAUACCAGACUGGUACUAAAUUUUGUAGAGAUGUUUAUGCUGGCUUUAAAUUCUUUCUAUGUAUAGAUUCAGUGGAUAUGGGAACUUAGAAGAUGGAAGGGGUGAAACCCAGAUGGAUCUUUACUCUGUUAUGCCGAUUAGUUUGUCUACUGGGACUCUCCGACAACAUAAACAAAAAAUCAUUGUUUCUCAUGAUUUUGCUCUGAUAUUGUUCCUAUGUUUUUUUCCACAA
Jatropha curcas is the source of this 1648-nucleotide messenger RNA. RefSeq lists its product as hypothetical. Lineage: Eukaryota; Viridiplantae; Streptophyta; Magnoliopsida; Malpighiales; Euphorbiaceae. The record is from RefSeq and is a predicted model, not a curated record.